AAACGAUAAAAAUAAUAAUAAUUGUGUUAAUAUUUGAAGUGUGUGCGAGUUGUUAUUAAAAAUAGUGUUAGUGUGAUUUUCUCUUAAUAAAGAGGUGUUAAAAUAAUCCACAAAAAACAACAAAUAAAAUACAAAAAAAAUCCCUGCGAUUUUAUUUCUUUUGAUAAUUUUUUUUGCUCGCUUUAUAAUUGUUUGUGUCUGUACCAACAAUCAGUUUUAAUCCUUUUUGUUGAAAACUCGCUGAGUGUAAAACAAAAGAGUGCCUUUUUCACCCAGUUUAAAAAAUUUGAAAAAAAACAAAACCAGCUACGACUGCUGCUAUAUAAACAUCACCCCCUUUAUUAGCGUGCUAUUUUUUUUAUUUAAAAUAAAUUGAAACCAACCAUCCAUCCAGUCAGCCAACCAACCCAUCCAUCCAUUUAACUAACAACGAACCCUAAACUAAAUACAACAACUUCAGAAAAACGAAAGAAUACAAAAAAAAUUGCUAUAAAAACAACCAAUAAAACAACAAAACAAUAACAAGCCACCCCGUGCUUUGAUUUCUUCCUCUUCUUUGCACAUUUUAAUUUGUUUUUGUUGUUUUGCUUUUCUUUUUCGAUUCACUCGCUCCUUUUCCCUUUAGAAAAAAACACAGUUGUUGUUUUUGGUUUUUCUUGCAACACUUGCUACAUUUAACCGCAUUUUGCCGGCAAACAUAAACGAACAAAAACAGCUACAACAACCACUAACAACUACUACUACAACAACAAGAACAACACCAUAUUAACAAUAGGAGUAGUAGUGAACUUAACCAAAGCACAACAAACAACAUAAACAUUAACAACAACUACUACUCUACUCUACACAACAAAAGCAAUAUCAAUAAAAACAAACGGCUAUAAAUACAACAACAAUAUAAAUCUGUACAAAAGGAUAGAGAGAAAAAACAAAACAUUGAGUGAACAAAACAAAACAAAAAGAAAUAAAUGCAAAAUUAAGCAACAAAACAAAACACUAAGGCAAAGUUUUCAAACAAAUCUAUAAAAAGAAAUUACCGUUCUUAUAUAUAAAAUAAUAAUAAAAACAAAUUAUCCAAAAAGUAUUUUAUUUUUACUUUAAACUUUAUCCUUUUAUAUAAUUCACUAUAAACUUUUUAUUAAAAAAAAAACUAUACUCUGUAAUAAACUAAAAAACAAUGUUUACAAGAACAUUCAGCAUAAAUAUUAACAAAUUGAGUUCCUUUUCAAACCGCUCCACAACAACAACAACAAGAAAAAUGUAUUCAUCAUCCUCCUCUCAACAACCUCAAAAACAACACUGCCUUUACUCUGGAAAUAUUUACCGUCCUUUGUUUGUCUCAUUAUUAUUAGUGAUUGGUUUAUUGAACCCUGUUCUCCAGGCACAUGCAUUGGAUUCAAUAACCGCUCCACCGCCUCCUUUGGCUGCAGCUUUAGCUGCACCCGGGGGUUCAUCGAUCCUGGAACAAUUUAGUCCAAAUUGUAGUGCUGUUGCACAUAUAUUUCAAAGUCGUGGCAUUGAUCCGGCUGAAAUACCGCAGAAACCUAGUAAUGAAAUGGGUUUGCGUUACUGUGAAUCGCCCUCAGUGGGUACAUGCUGUACACAUAGUAUGGAAACAAAAAUGGCCAUGCAAUCACGUCUUCAAUUGGAGAAACAUUCCAAAGAGCAGAUUUUGAAAAUGUCAAGUAUGCUGAGCGGUAAAGCGCAAAAAUUUAACGAACAUUUUCGCAAACUGCUGCAAGAAUCCAAAGCGGAAUUCCACAAUAUGUUUACACGCACUUAUGGUGUGAUCUAUCAACAGAAUUCCUAUGUAUUUUCUGAUCUCUUUAAUGAAUUGGAAAACUAUUAUACGCGUGGCCGUGUCGACCUGCUAGAUGUUAUGGAUACAUUUUUCAAUACAUUGUAUCAGAAAAUGUUUCAAGUAUUAAAUGCUCAAUAUACAUUUGAUGAAAAAUAUCUACGUUGCGUUAGUGAACACAUGAAGGAACUAAAACCCUUUGGUGAUGUGCCCGACAAAUUAUCCGUCCAAAUCAAAAGAUCAUUUGUAGCCACGCGCACUUAUGGUCAGGCUUUAGGCACAGCAGCUGAUGUCUCCAAAAGAUUAGUUAAUGUACGUUUAAACGCUGACUGCACCUCGGCUCUAACGAAAAUGCAACACUGUGGCUCUUGCAAGGGUUACACCGAAAAACCCUGUACAAAUUAUUGCAUUAAUGUGAUUAAAGGUUGUCUACACUAUUACAAUGAAUUGGAUACAGAAUGGGAAAACUAUGCCAUGGCCAUGGAGAAAUUAGCCGAACGUCUUCUGGGUUCUUUUAAUAUUGUUAUGGUGGUUGAACCCAUAAAUAUUAAAAUUUCAGAGGCCAUUAUGAAUUUUCAAGAUUCCGGCCAUGAUAUUACCACUCGUGUUUUCCAGGGAUGUGGCCGUCCUACCUUGGGCCGUGCAAAACGCAAUGUAAAUCCCAAAUUCGUGGCCACAGCUCCGAACAACAACCCAGAAUCUAAAACUCUGAAAAAACGUUCAGCUAGCGCUGAUUUCUUAGACUUUGAACAACUAGAAACUGAUAUUUUAGACAUUGAUGCUGCCUUAGAUGAUGCUAUAGUAUUGCGCGAACGAAGAGCGGCCGAUCCUGGUAAUCGUGAUAGUAGUGAAGGUGGUAGUACUAAUAAUAACGGUGGCAGCAAUGCUGGAGCUGGCAGUGGUAACAACAACAACAAUAAUAAUAACAGACGUAAUAACAAACGUAAGCAGCAAAAUCGCAAAAAUGAUGAGAAUGAAUAUAAUGGUCGUGAUCCGGCUUUGGAUAAAUUGGUCAAGGAUAUUAAGCAAAGAGUUAAGGACUAUAAGAAAUUCUGGUCCAACUUGCCACAUCAAAUAUGCAGCAAUGAUGAUAUCUCAACCUCAACCGAUGCUGAUGGUAUGUGCUGGAAUGGUCACACUAUUGAUAGAUACAUGCACUCGGUGACUACAGAACAUGGUUCCAAUCCAGAAUUUCCUGGAAAUCCUGCUACCACUAAACAAACCAGCCAGGUUGCUACACAGAUACAUUAUUUGAAAACUGCCAUUAGCCAUUUGCGUAAUGCCUACAAUGGCCAAGAAGUGGAAUGGAGUGAGCAAGAAGAACCUUACUAUGGUAGCGGUUCCGGUUCUGGUGGCGGUGUUGAUGACGAAGACGAUGAUGAAGGUUCCGGUUUGGGUAGUCCCUUUACACCUAGUCACAAACCAGAUCAUACCGAUCGGCCUUCUGUCAAUGUCAACAAUGUCGACGACGAAGAUGAGGAAAUCGUGGAGGAGCGCACCAAUUUGGGCGGCAAUGUUGGUUUGGGUGGUGGCAUACAAACACACACCUCACGACCCCAUAGUCCACACGAAACGAAUGUGUUGGAGGAAGACGAUAGCGAGCAUCAUGAUCAUAGUAUUGAUGAUGAGGACGAUGAAGAUCUCAAGUCAAGUGGGUCGGCGGGUCCACAGAAAAUGUCCUUACGUCGUGCUUUAUUUAUGUAUUUAAUGCCAUUGUAUAUGGCCUGGUUUGGUGGCAUUAUUGUCGAUAUGCUGUGAUUUGUUAUUUAGGUUUUUAUUUGUUUUAUAUUUUUUUAUAAAGAAAAUUUUUUAAUUUAACAUUUUAAACGAAAAAAAAACUAAAAAAAGAAAGUAUGUGAAAAGGAAAUUCUGUAGGGAAAACAAAAAUUUUAAUUUUCAAGGAAAACAGAAACAAAAAUUUAAGAAAAGCAGUGAUAUAGCAAGAGAAAUAUCCUUAACAUUGCAUAUUCAAUUUGUAAAACAAUACAAAAAUUAGUACUCGAAA
Molecule: messenger RNA, 3803 nt
Organism: Calliphora vicina (urban bluebottle blowfly)
Lineage: Eukaryota; Metazoa; Arthropoda; Insecta; Diptera; Calliphoridae
Gene: dlp
Product: dally-like
Exons: 8
Coding region: 1178-3556 (792 amino acids)
Biological process (GO): regulation of protein localization to membrane; regulation of signal transduction; cell migration
Cellular component (GO): cell surface; synapse; plasma membrane
Source: RefSeq, a predicted model, not a curated record